AAGACGGCUGUACUUCCGGUCUCGACCUCUAACUUUACUGGCCACUUUUUAGGUCUUUUCUUUGAAACUACUCGCAUUUGUGGGUUGUAUUAUCGACGUGCCAUGGAGGGGUCGGAUGCAUACCUCAUACGACCCAAUUACCAACACAAAUUCAAGCCUGCCGUCGUGAAGGAAUGCAUACAUGAAAUAGUGAAGGGGCGCCUCGCCGAAGCGCUGUAUGACCAAGAUGAAGUCUCCGAGCUGACACUCACGCUUGCAGACUGCGUUAAGGACAAAGUCAAGAAGUUGGGGUUUGAGAGGUACAAGUUUGUUGUGCAAGUGACCAUUGGAGAACAGCGUGGGCAAGGAGUCAAGAUGUCUUCAAGGUGUUUAUGGGAUGCUGAUACUGACAAUUAUGCAGAAUAUGUUUUCAUGAAUGACUCUUUGUUCUGUGCCGUGGCAGUCUUUGGGAGCUAUUUCUACUGAGGAGGCAGAGGGCAGCUGCUGAGAUUGGAUUGCAUCCCCAUACGGAUUCUACUCCGCCUGUCCACAGAUGCUCCUUGAUUUUCAAUUCUCCGAGUGAUAUCACCCGACGUCCACCGCUCACGUAUUCUAAUUCCAUUAUCAUCCCUCCUCGCUGUCAUUAUCGCUAAGUAGUGUGUUUAUAUGCAUCAUUUAUGCCCCGUUAUCAUUAUCCCUCUCUGCCAAAUUGGAUUCCAUUCACUUGUAUCUCAUGCUGAAGCUGCAUUGAUGUUCUAUGGUAACCACUUCAAAUUGUUAAACUUAAUAAGGUUUUGUUCCACUGGAGUUACAUAUUUUCAACCCUGGCCUAAUGUAAAUAGGAAAGCACACAUUUGAUUUAUGACACAGGACAGCACUGGAUUGCAUUUGCAGCUGCUGUGGGUCAUGGUGGAAAUCAUGUCAGGGACAAAAACCACAUUGCAAUUUUCUCUGUGCAUGUUCUUUUCUUUUUCAUAAAAUUGCUGAGCAUAUAGAUAAGGCAAGUUCUGUGUUCCUUGGGGUUCAGAACUGCGCAUAUUUCACUUUAUUCAGGGCUUCAAAUGAAACGUCACUGCAAACAUAUUUGCACCCUCUUCCUGCUCCAGCACUGAUAAAGUAGGCAGGUUGUCCAGGAUACAUACAAAGUCCCCCUUGUGUCUUGU
Entelurus aequoreus (snake pipefish) is the source of this 1142-nucleotide messenger RNA. RefSeq names its product dynein light chain Tctex-type 2B (gene dynlt2b). The record is from RefSeq and is a predicted model, not a curated record. The coding region runs from base 103 to 465 and encodes 120 amino acids. Gene Ontology annotation, molecular function: dynein intermediate chain binding. Gene Ontology annotation, cellular component: cytoplasm; cytoplasmic dynein complex. The transcript is spliced from 6 exons. Gene Ontology annotation, biological process: microtubule-based movement. Lineage: Eukaryota; Metazoa; Chordata; Actinopteri; Syngnathiformes; Syngnathidae.